AUGGAUCAAACUUUUGAUCAUCGUUCUUUGCGCCGUGGGUGUGGCCCGUGCCAGCCAUCCCUCCCGCCGUGGCCAGCCAUUCCAUCCAUCCGUCCUACUCCACCCAGACCGCGCACGGUGGCCAUACGCUCCUACCCGCCCUUCCGUUCCACCCGCGCCCGUAGCCCACGCCGCUGCCCUCCACCCCAUCUCCCCGCUGUGAGCCCAUCUCCCCUCUCCACCAGCACCUCUCACGGCUCCCCGUCCACCUACGCCGCCGCCCCCAUCGUGGCUAAGGCCGUCGCUCCCGUCGCCUACGCCGCUCCCGCUGCGUACGCCGCGUACGCCGCUCCCGCCGUGGCUGCGUACUCCGCCCCCGCUGUGGUGACCAAGACCAUCUCCCCCGCCGUCUCCUCCGUGUCGUCGUACUCCACCCACACCGCGCACGGCUCCGCGUACGCCCCCGCCGCGUACGCCGCGUACUCCGCUCCCCUGGUGGCUAAGACCUACGCCGCUGCUCCCGUGGCUGCCUACGCCCACGCCGCUCCCGUCCUCAAGACCGUCGCGUACGGUAACCACGGUUGGUGAACUGGAUCAAAAUGUGUUCUUGUAAAUAGACAAAUUAUAAAAUAAAACGACUCGCCAUAAUUUA
Messenger RNA from Helicoverpa armigera (cotton bollworm), 631 nucleotides. RefSeq names its product pupal cuticle protein C1B. The record is from RefSeq and is a predicted model, not a curated record. The coding region runs from base 1 to 567 and encodes 188 amino acids. The transcript is spliced from 2 exons. NCBI's taxonomy places the organism in Eukaryota, Metazoa, Arthropoda, Insecta, Lepidoptera, Noctuidae.